CAUUACAGUAGAAGCUGGAAAUGGAAUACUCAUAAGCUAGGAGGCUUAGGGUGUCUUAUCCACCGCCUUUUACUAUUCCAAGCUUCAAUUUUACUUCAAAACAAUUUAAGGUUUAAAGGCUUCUUCUCGGAAAAUUUCAAUGUGACUUUCUGGUUUUCUCACUCCCGCUAUCUUCGCUGAAUUACGAUUCCCCGCGCCUCUCUGCCUCUCUGUUACAAUACAGAGCCAUAGGCAUCAGGCUCAGACAGUACAAAAAGACUGACUCUGUGACUCACUCACUGACUGACUACCAGAGAGAGAGGUAGAGAGAGAGGGUCAUAUAGGAAUUGGCCUUGCUACUGCUAGCCAGGCUUUUGGCCUUUUAUGCUUUUGUCCAAGGCAGAAAAAAGCAACAAAGAAACAACAGAAGAAAACAGUGACUUGAGCCUCCUUAUAAUAAGACCUUACAAUAACCACUCAAAAACCCCAACCUCUCACUUUCCCUUCCAUUUCAUUUCUUUCUCUCUCUCUCUCUCUCUCUCUCUCUCUCUCAAUUUCUCACUUUGUUUCCAGUUUUCACACAAGAGUAGAAAACUAUAUGGACAAUCAAUGCAGCCCUUUACUUAGCAGCUGGGCAUACUACUGCCAAGGAAAGAGCAUGGAUGAUUUGAGGCAUUCCCUUUUGUAUGCAACUGUGGAGCUUGAACAAACAAGGGCUGCAGCACAAGAAGAGCUGAGGAAGAGAGAUGAGCAACUGUGCCACCUGAAAGAUCUGCUCAACAAUGCUAUCAGAGAAAAAGAUGAGGCCCAAGAGAAAUGCCAAAGACUCUUCCUUGAGAAAUUCCUCCUCCAACAACAACACAAUCACACAGCUCCUCUGUCUGGAAUUUCAAGCAUAGAAGAUGAGCCCAGGAGAGGAGGGAUUGACUCCAACAAUGGUGGAGGGUUUUCUUCCUCAGAUUGUGAAGAGAGCAUUGUGUCUUCACCAGUAAUUGACACAAUUCCACCAACCCAGUUGCCAUUACCAUCAUCGCUUCAAAACCAAAUUGGGGAAUUGGUGCCUGACAAGCCAUUGCCUGAAAAAGGCAAGCUUUUACAGGCAGUGAGGAAUGCUGGUCCAUUGCUCCAGACCCUUCUUUUGGCUGGACCACUCCCUCAAUGGAGACACCCACCUCCUCCUCUCGAGUCCUUUGAGAUCCCACCUGUCACUAUUACUUCACCACCAAUACCACUGCCAAAGCCACUGCUCAUCCACCAAGACUCCUUAAUUAGUGUUAAUGGCUGCAACAGGAAGAGGGUUCUUUGUGAAGGCUCUGAUUCCCCUAAUUCAGAGACCAAGUACCAAAGAGUAGUCCACCACUGACUGCUGCUAGAGCUGCCUCAGAUUAAUCCCCUGAUUUCUUAGCUUUUUAUAUCUAUAACUAUAAUUUGAUACCAACUAAAGGGUUAGUGAGGAUGAGAUAUCAAGUGGGUAUGUGACUGAUUUAGCAUUUUGUACAGAGGAAGGUUUGAUCUAGAAAGAGAGCUUGUUUUUAGUCUUUUAUGCCAGAGUUUUUGCUUGGGGGUUUAAAUUGUCUCUAUUUUCUUGUACCUUUCACAUUUUACAUGUUGUGAAAGAGGGACCUGAUUUUUCCAUAUUGUAUUGCGGGAAGUGAAAUGUAACUCUGAUGCUAGUUUAGUAAGAGUUUCAUUCUGUUUGUGUGAGUGAGCAUGAGAGAGUAAGAGAGAGAUCACAUCAAACAUUAAGAUUAUAGGUGUGGAGUUGUUGAAGGUUAGAGGAAGAUGGGUGUGGCCAACAACCAUAAAAGGUUAAAGAGAGCUCUGCUUGUCGGUUUGAGUGGAACCCAAAAAUCAGAAUCAGGAUCUGGUACUGGUGUGUGAUGUAUGAUUAUAUCUAUAAAUAUUUGAGGGAAGCAUCAUUUCUUUAACUUCCCUCUUCUCUGGUUUAA
Messenger RNA from Rosa chinensis, 1928 nucleotides. RefSeq lists its product as uncharacterized. Lineage: Eukaryota; Viridiplantae; Streptophyta; Magnoliopsida; Rosales; Rosaceae. Bases 578 to 1342 code for a protein of 254 amino acids. The record is from RefSeq and is a predicted model, not a curated record. The transcript is spliced from 2 exons.